CACUCGGUCAGUCAUCCAGCAGGCCAUCGCCGGGGCCGCUCGGAAGGGACUGAUCCGGCGGGGCCGACGCCCUUCGACUCCUUGUUCCCCCAGCUGGUCCCCGGAGUACCUAGCUCACGAGCCUACCCGAGUGGACUAACCCCACAACAUACCCCGUCACAUGGCGGACAGCAGGCUCUACUCCUACCGGACCCAAACUGGUCUGCCGGCUUCCCACUAGACAGAUCCAGUCCAUACCCAUCCCCAUUCCCAGGCCCCUCCCAGACCGCGCCUUCUCCGGCUACCUCCGAGGCCUGUUUCUCACAAUACUCGUCUCGUCCUCGCUCUUACUCUCAUUCAUCAUUCGAAUCUGAAGAUACCGCUGGCUCGAUCCCUAACCAAUCCUUCCUUCCACUCGAGUAUCGUUCUAAAACUACCGCGGCCACUAAGGCGGCUGCUAUCAGGCGUAGGAAGGUCGGCGUCGCGGCUAGAUAUAUCUGUGAGAUGUGCGGCGAAUCUUUCACCAGACGUUACAACCUCAGAGGUCAUCAACGGGCUCAUAAAGGAGAGAAACCAUUCGCAUGUGGAUAUCCAGGAUGCACCUCUCGAUUCGCUCGAGCGCAUGAUCAAAAAAGACAUUACAAGUUACAUCUGGGCGUCAAGGAUUACAGCUGUCCUGUGUGUCGAAAGACGUUCAUUCGACUUGACGCGUUGCAAAGACAUCAUAAAUCAGACGCAGGCCAAGCAUGUUUCCAAGAACUACAACAAAUGUCCUCGACGUCCGGCUCGGCAGUUGGAGGAGUCGGCGGGACCGAUGGCGGUUCGAAUAUCGCACUUGGUGCGGGAACGUCGUCGUCAUCUUCAACGGCGACGGCGACGACGAGCGCAGGAGUCGAGGAGGAGUUCGAGACCUCUGCAAGCUCCUUCGACUCCCUCAUCCCCUCGUCUACUUGUCUCGAACAGGACGAUCCGCCUGCUAGUGCUUCCUACAAUGACCCCUUCGCCUUCCAUCAGGUCCAUCAUCCGCAUCAUCAGCAACAGCAACACCUUCUUCCUCAACAACAACAGCAGCAACAUCAACAUCAACAUGCUCUUGAUCAUCAGCUUGAUCAUCAACUCGACCAUUCCCUUGAUCAUCAACAACAACAAUUCCAACUCAAUUAGCAAAUCAAUGAUCAUCACCACCAACAGCAAAAGUAAGACAAAAAAAAAAGAGAUCAGUCAAACUAGGUUGUCACUUCGAUGCCCAUGACUGAGUUGUCCUUGUACCAUCUCUCUACUGCUCUAUUCUUCUUUUUCUUCUUGUUCUAUUCGACUCAAAAGGACCGGAUCGGACUCGUUUUAUAUUGAACUGCUCUGUCCUUUUAUGCCCUGUUAGUGGGCUUGCUCGAUUUAUACCUUAUAUGACACCUCAUUUUAUAUAUGCUCUGCUUCCGCUUUAGCUUUAUCUGCCCCUCGUUGGCUUGUGUGUAUAUGUAUACCUUUUCAUUAUAUACCGUCGUCUGUGAAUAAAUGCGUGUGUGUAUGAUGAUGGUGGUGUGCUCGAUCUGAUUCCAUCUUUCUCGUUUUUCUUUUUUUUUGCUUCUUCUUAGCUCCUGGGU
This is a messenger RNA of Puccinia graminis f. sp. tritici CRL 75-36-700-3, 1580 nucleotides long. RefSeq lists its product as uncharacterized. The record is from RefSeq and is a predicted model, not a curated record. The transcript is spliced from 4 exons. NCBI's taxonomy places the organism in Eukaryota, Fungi, Basidiomycota, Pucciniomycetes, Pucciniales, Pucciniaceae. Gene Ontology annotation, cellular component: nucleus. Gene Ontology annotation, molecular function: DNA-binding transcription factor activity, RNA polymerase II-specific; RNA polymerase II cis-regulatory region sequence-specific DNA binding. Gene Ontology annotation, biological process: regulation of transcription by RNA polymerase II. The coding region runs from base 484 to 1143 and encodes 219 amino acids.